Messenger RNA from Diabrotica virgifera virgifera (western corn rootworm), 6369 nucleotides. RefSeq lists its product as uncharacterized. The transcript is spliced from 3 exons. The record is from RefSeq and is a predicted model, not a curated record. Lineage: Eukaryota; Metazoa; Arthropoda; Insecta; Coleoptera; Chrysomelidae. Gene Ontology annotation, biological process: sleep; regulation of synaptic transmission, cholinergic; positive regulation of voltage-gated potassium channel activity. The coding region runs from base 126 to 668 and encodes 180 amino acids.
AGCAAAUGUCGGCCAGAUAAGACAAUCGGAGAGCCACAAUUUUCAAAUCGCCCGAAAGAGUUGCUUGAUUAAAAAAAAUAGAACACUUCAGUGCUGUAUAUGAAGUUAAGAAAAAACGUACAAAAAUGUUUGUUGGUGUCUUGUGUAAAAGUGUCAUCGUUGUAUUAGGAUUUCUUCUAGUUUGUAAAGCCCAAGAGGAGUAUCCAUAUCCAAUUCAAACCAACUUACUAUAUAACAAAUUAGAUGCAGAAUACGGUAGCAUUCUACAGUGUUAUGACUGCAACUCAGAAUACGACCCUAGAUGCGGUGAUCCCUUCAACCCAUAUACAAUCGGCAUGAUCAACUGCACUGAUAGAAAUACUCCUGAACAUCUGCUAGAUCCAGAUGAUCCGGAAAAGAAGCUUAGACCAACUUUGUGUAGAAAAAUUGUCCAAAGAGUGGAAGGAAAAACAAGGGUGAUACGAGGCUGCGGAUACAUCAAAGAUUCCCACGACGACAAGCAAUGCUUCCGAAGAACGGGUACCAAGAACGUUGAAGUCAUCCAUUGCUCAUGCACCAAGUCCUUGUGCAAUGCUGCCAACACAACAAAACGUUCUUUAGAAAAUCUAGUCGGUUUAUUUUCCAUUUUAAUUAUGUAUAAUGCACUAUAUCGAAGGUUAUCAUUUUAAAAAUAUUUUGUUUUUGUUUUAGAUGAGAAUGUUGUUGUUUGGUUAAGGCGAUUUGAUAAAACGUUAUUGAGAUCAUUGUUUGACCCUUUCAGUUAGUUGAUAUUAUUUACGAAUUAGGCUAUAUUUUGUAUUUAUUUUUUUAUUAUUAAUGAAAGAUGAAACGGUUAAAAUGUUUACAAAGAGUUGCGUUGGUGGAAAUUUAAUUUACAACAGUUAUAUUACAUUCUGGGCCAAAAUUAACUUCCCAACUUAAAAAUGGUUAAUUUUUUAUGUCUCGUAUUUCCUAAACCUGUUGUCCGAUUUGAGUGAUUUUUUAAUAUGUUAUAGCCUUAUUCUUUAACAAUAUCGCUGUAAUAAUAUUGUUGCUAAACAGAUAAAUUUUCAAAAAUGAAUAACCAUUUUCAAUUUAAAUUCAAGAUAAAUUUUCAUUAAAUGGCGGGUGGAUCAAUCAAACUAUGUUUUUUCUCAAAGUUCGCAACACUACUAUGGAAUACUAGUGGAAUACUCUAGCUUUUAUAAAAUAUUGAAAUUAAAACCCAACUAUAGCCUCAAGUUAUAUUAGAUAACAUUCUGUUUUUUGAUUCAUUCGCUUAUGUUGGAUAAUACAAAAGUUAGGUACUUUACCAACUAGCCAUGUUCUUCAUUAGUACAGGGUUUCUCUAAAUAAGUGCGACAAACUUUAAGGGGUAAUUCUGCAUGAAAAAAUAAUGACCGUUUGCUUCAUAAACAUAUUGUCAGCAAAUGCUUCGUUUGCGAAUUUGAUAUACGGGAUGUUGAAUUUUUUCUUACAAACUAGCGAUUUAUUUAUUGCUCUAAAACCGGUUGAAAUAUGCAAAUUAAAUUUGGUAGGAUUUAAGAGAUAUUUAUUACGCAUUUUUUGACAUGCAAUUAAGAAUUUAAUAUUCUCCAUUGGCGUGCAUACGUGUCAUAUUACUAUUCGCUGCUAGUAUAAUUCAAUUGUGUUAUCUGCGUAUCACAAGGAUACUUAUUUUUCUGCAUCCUAUAGUGGUUCUUCCAUAUCGUAAUGUUAAAUUCUUGAAAUGAAAUCUAUGUAAAAAAUAAAAAAAAAAUGAAUAACCAUUUUCAAUUCUGUUACAAAACGAAAAUACAGCCGAAACCAUAUUCUAGUCCAAUCAGAGAGUGCAGCAAGCACCUCUACCGGUUUCGAAACUUAUUAGUCUCUCAUCAGGAGGCACAUAUGCUGCUCUCUCUGAUCCAACCAAAACAAACCCCAGCGUGCAGUCCCGGAUUGCAACGAACGAAAUGGCAUAGAUGCCCUAGCGGCAACUGCUACAAAAAAGGUAAUCGAAAUCUAUGUAAUUUGAACUAGCAAAAACAAUUUUUUUCAUCGCUAUUGUUAUUUGCAUCGAUCUCUAAAUUUUUAAAUUUUUCUAAAAACUAACAUUAAUUUGUAAACAAUAUAGCCGUUUUCCCUUUUAUUUAAUAUGGGUACCAGUUAACCACAAAUACUAUGAAAUUAUAAAUAUUUUUUAGUUGUUUCCUUAAUUUGGAAAAACUGGUAGGUAGAUAUUUGGUAAAAAUAUUAAUGAGCUUACAAGAUAAGGUACAGUGGAACCCCGAUAAGUCGGCCCCCGAUAACCCGGAACUCCGGCUAACCCGGACCGAUUUUUAUCAGACAAACAUUUCAACAAUAAAAAUGUAUUGCUGUUACAAAAUCUCGUGAACCUAAUUCAUUCAUUUGGUGACGUCAAUAUACGAACGAAACGAUUGAAUCAGACAUUACUGAAAAUAUCAGGUGCAGAUGGGACACUGUCGCGCAAUUCGCAGCAAAUAAAAUAGUCGUAUGUUUUGGGCUCAUUUUAUUUCGGUUAUGCAUACGCAUUUUCAAGGUUCACGAGGUUUUGUACCAACUCUAUGUAAUAUCAUAUUUGAGAGAUAAUGGGUAUUUGUGUAAUUUGAACUACAUAUACCAUAGUAAAAAUGACUCAUGGCACACCACAUUCAUUGUCGUGUUAUCGAAAAUAACAGGCACCUGUAUUAUCCUUUAUUUAUUUGAAACUGUCUUAGCAUUGUUUAGAAAAGACUAUUAAAAUUCUUUUUUUAACAAUGGUCUUAGUCAUCACUGUUAUUAAGUAACAUAACAUCAGAGACGGUAUUGUGUGUAGUAAAGUCGUAUUGUUCGCUUCCGUUCUGUAAUCGUUCGUAAAUCUAUUCAGAUUUUGUGUGCGUGUUUUUUGUCUAUAAGGGCAACAAAAAAAAAAUGUAGUGACAAUGGCAAAGAAACUAGAAGCAUUAAGUAGAAUUGAUAAAGGUGAUUUUGCAGCAUUAUAUGGUGUCGGUACAUCUACAGUAUCGGAUUGGGAGAAAAAUAGAACUAAAAUCGAAGAAUUUUUUUUCAAAAUGAUAACAAAAGACAGUUUGGACAAUCGGUGCAAAGCUAAUAAAGCUAAGAAUGAGACUCUUGACGACGCUUUGUAUGUGUGGUUUUGUGUGGAAUGCGAACGUGGUUUACCAGUGUCUGUGUGACAAUUAUAACGGAGUUUAUCUUUAAGCAUACCAUAUUUUAUUAAUUUUUACCAUUUUCUCCGGCUAACCCGGAUUUUCGAUAACCCGGAUCGGCCGCGGUCCCGAUUAAUCCGAGUUAACGGGGUUCCACUGUACCAGAAAAGUCUUUGGAACUUAAUCAACUGAGAAGAAUCUAUCUAAGCGAUUUCUGGGCAAAAAUCUUCCAUUUGAAAAUAACUAUGCUUGUCUUAAAAAAUUGUCUAUUGAAAGUGUCGGGAUUCGUUUUAAAGAUUUUUUUGGUAUCCUUACUUAAUUAUUGUUAAUAGUUUCCUUAGUUUAGUUUUGUUUCUUAAGUUUUACAUCUAUUAAAUAUAUUUUUAGCAACGGUAGUAUUAAAUACACGAACUAUAGUUUAGAAAACUAUUCUAAAAUCAAAAUUUUGCUAAGGAAUUCCAGCUAGUCGCAUACGUGAUAAUUAGUAAUCAAUUUUUGUAUUUUUUUAUAAUUCAUAAUUAAUCUAUAACAGUAUUAAGCUUUUCUUCUAAAUUUUUGUCCACCUAGUUGGAUACAUGAUCAAUAAUAUUAUUCAAAUAUUGAAAGAAGCCUAAAAGAAAUACUGUCCUCGUGCUGAAAACAAAAACAACAAAUUAAGCCACCCCACAAAACAUCUUCUAGCACUUUGACAAAACCAGGAUCAACAAAAAUGUUAAAACUUCUUUUUAUUUUUGUCUACUAUUUUCUCCUAGGUUAACAUUUGAUAUUUGAGGAAAUUGGUGUGAAAUAUUUAUCUAUUUUUAAAAAUAAAAAACUAUAUCUAAAGUACCUAUUUAGGCCAAAAUUUAGAAGAAAAUCUUAGUCAAUAUAAUAUCCUUACAUUUGCCCCCUCUUAAUAAUUUUUAAUAAUAUCUUGAACCAUUAAUUUGAGAUGAAGGAAAGGCAAAACAUAAAAAUCUAUGCUCCCUAAUUUUAAAUUGUUGCUCAUUUUUACAAUCAUAUCGCAUAAGCAAUAUAUUAAAAAUAAAUAUAUUAAUCAUAAGUAAAAAUAUUAUAAAUAUAGAAGAUAUAACAUUGGCAAUAAAUGAAAUCAUUACAUAUUUAGAAUGUACAUAUCUUUAUCAAUAAACAUUGGAUUUAUAUUUAUAUUAAUAAUACUUCAUGAAUGACAUAAAAAUUUGGGUUUUAUUAAAAAACCUACAAAACAUAUAAUUGUGUAAGAUGAAAAUGCAUUUUCAUCUUAGAUAGACCCGUUAAAGAUGAUCAGUUUAAAGACACUUAAAAGAAGAAUAUAAGUAAUACUUCACUCUUCACUACAACAGACACAGAUGUUUUUAAAGGAAUGUCUACAACAAGAAAAUAAAGUAAAUACAAAAAAAAUUAGAAAAAAUUUUAUGUAAAAUGUCAAGUUAAAAAUUUUAGAACUAAAUUAAAAAUGUUUUUAGGGAGCAUAAACGUAUUUGCCUUUUUAAUAAAAUUCUUCCACUUGUUUCACCUUUUUGUUUAAUUGUACAAAAUUGUAACUAAGUUACAAAUCCACUACAGCAUGUCCAAAAAUGCCCUUCGUAAUAGAAAACUGCUAGUUUUCUAUAUUGAAGUGGGUUUUUGGACACACCGCAUAAAUGAAUAAGCCUAUUUUGCAAAAAAUAAUAUUAAAAAAAAUUCUAAAUAUAUGUGUAAGGAAACGAUAAAUAAAUAAUUUGACAGAAUCACAUAUAGACAAAAAUAUUGUAAUAUUUUAUUUUUUAAUCAAAUCUCUCGAAGUUUUUGCCUUCUAGUCUGUAUAUUCAAGCAUUAAAACGUUUUUUGGUGACUUUUAGAGAAAAUAGAACGAUAAAAAAUACAGGAGUGAGAUUUAUGGCUUAUAUUUGCAUAUUUAAGAGUAUUUUGGAUAUUGGACAAACAGAAAAAAAACUGGUCUGCAGAUGUAAAUUAAAAAUAUAUUGCAAAGAACCAUAAUACAGACGCGUACUCAGUAUUAUUAAUAAAGAAAUAUAUUAAGAAAUAAAAUAUGUUUUGGCGAUAUGUAACAAAGUCUGCAACAAUGUGUAUAAAUAUGAAAUAUGCAAUAUUUUUGUCUGUAAGUAUCUGAUGAAGGCGGUUUACUUGAUCUUAAAAAUAAUUAAGUAUUUUCUAUGGGAAAUAAGCCACAAUUUUACUAAAAAAUGAAUUUAUUAACGUUUCGAAGCCCAAAUCGGGUUUCGUUGUCAAAAUACAAAAUACUAUUAAAAAUGAAUUUAUUAACGUUUCGAAGCCCAAAUCGGGUUUCGUUGUCAAAAUACAAAAUACUAUUGUGUAUUUAUUAUACAAUAGUAUUUUAUAUUUUGACAACGAAACCCGAUUUGGGCUUCGAAACGUUAAUAAAUUCAUUUUUUAGUAAAAUUGUGGCUUAUUUCCCAUAGAAAAUACUUAAUUAUAAAAAUGCCACAAGAAAAUAGCUUCAGAACAACCUUCAAAAUAAUAUCUAGCUGAGACUUUAAGAUAGUAUAUUAGAAACAUAUCGAUACUUUUUUUAGAAGCGUUUCUAAGAGUUUUGGAAUUGGGCAAGGUCACUACAUUUUGUAUAUUUUAAAAUUAAUUAUUAAAUAUAAUUAUUACAUUUUAAAUUUAGCGCGUAAGAUACGAUGAUAUUCAAUUUUAGUGAUUGAAAAUAGAGUAUACAGGGUGAAUCAAUAUUAAAUUCAGAAAAAUAUACACCAAACUACAAUAGUUUAUCUUAUCCACUACUAAGCUUUAAAUAACUGGAAAUGUAUAAUACAAGUUUAUUCUAUGAUUUAAAACCCUAGACUGACUUUUCCAUACAAAAUUUCAACAUCGAAUUUUUCAGAAGCAACUUUAGUUUUGAUUCGCCCUGUAUGCAACGCGUAAACACUGCCGAAUUUGGCCUCAAGUGCCACUGUAGUGAUUGCUUUGUUUGCGGUAUGUACUUUUAUUUUAAAACUAGAAUACAGUUUGUUGAAAACUCUCGUCGUUAUUCUAAAUAUGCUGUCAUAGGUAAACUAUACAAGCUCUAGAUCUAGUGAAGAAUGUAAAGAAAUUUUUUUGCCUUAAGCUGAUUUUUCUUUUGUUUAGUUGAUUGUUUGAAGUUUGACAUGAGGGUGUUCAACAUCUUCUAGGUAAACAAUGCUAAAAGUGGAUUGGUUUUUAAAUAAAAAGAGAAUGUGUGUGUACUUUGUACGCACGUAAGAAGUUAUACUUCUAUUAUUAUGAUUUCAACGAAAUUAAUAUACUUAACAGGUUA